AUGGCAAGCAAUGUGAAUGUAACCGAAACAAUCAUCAUCACUCCUUCCGAACCAACUCCGAACCACGUUCUCCGUCUCUCCGCUCUCGAUUCGAAGCUCUUCGCACGUUUCGUCACCGACUAUAUGUUCGUCUACGAACCCCGCCACGGAGCAGAUCAAGCCGCAAUCACAGAAAAUGUGAAGACGGCCCUGUCCCGGGCCCUCGUGCCCUACUACCCACUUUCUCAACUCGGUCGCAGGGAUCGCCCUGGGCCCGUUUGGGCCCGGGCCAGGCCCGAGGCCCGUUUGGGCCCGUCACUUGCUGGACCCGGCCCGGCCCGGGGGAGUCGACCCGGUGACUCUCCCGGAGUGCUCGGGGAGAUGAAGGAUCUCCUGAAGCCGAGGCGCCACACGUCGUUCGAGGUGCUGGCGGGCCACGUGUGGCGGAGCUGGGCGAGGGCGCUCGGGCUGGCGCCCGAGCAGCGGGUCCGGGUGUUUUUCGGUAUAAAUGUGAGGGAGCGGAUGAGGCCGGGUUUGCCGACCGGGUUCUACGGGAACGGGGUGGUGCACGUGUGCGCGGAGGCGAGCGCGGGGGAGCUGGCGGGGAACGGGCUGGGGUUCGCGGCGGGGCUGGUGGCGCGGGCGAAGGAGGGGGUGGGGGAGGAGAGGGUGAGGGAGGUGGUGGAAUCGGUGAGUUCGAAGUGGGAGCAGGUUGAGUUUGUGGGGACGCUGAUUCUGACGCAGUGGUCAAGGCUGGGGCUGGAAAUGGUCGACUUUGGGUUGGGCCGGCCGGUUCAGGUUUCCCCGGUUUGCAGCGGGAGAUUUUGCACAUUUUUGCCGGUUCAUGGCGUGGAAAAUGCGGUCAAAGUCAACUUGGGGGUCCCAGUUACUGCGUUGGACCAAUACCUUUCUUUUGUGAAAAAUAUUAAUGAAUAA
Molecule: messenger RNA, 915 nt
Organism: Salvia hispanica
Lineage: Eukaryota; Viridiplantae; Streptophyta; Magnoliopsida; Lamiales; Lamiaceae
Source: RefSeq, a predicted model, not a curated record